Molecule: messenger RNA, 716 nt
Organism: Cyprinodon tularosa
Lineage: Eukaryota; Metazoa; Chordata; Actinopteri; Cyprinodontiformes; Cyprinodontidae
Gene: ankrd22
Product: ankyrin repeat domain 22
Exons: 6
Coding region: 1-576 (191 amino acids)
Molecular function (GO): protein binding
Source: RefSeq, a predicted model, not a curated record
AUGGGGCUGGUGUACUCUGAGCCGGCCUGUCAGGCGGCCUAUGGCGGAGACCUCCAACAGCUCUAUGGGAUCCUGAAGGGGAACCCGACCCUGAUAGACGUUCAGGACCAACACACUGGGGACACGCCGCUCAUUGCUGCUUGUCGUAAUGGUAACCUGAAUGUGGCGAAGUAUCUGCUGAACAAUAAGGCCAAUACCCAGCUGACCAACAAGAAACAGAGGACGUGUCUUCACUACGUGUCUAAGAGGACUUUGUCUCUUCUAGACUACCUGAUGAUUUCCAUCCUGAUGCCUAUCCUGCUGCUGGGAUACUUCCUCCUGCUGCAGAAGCAGAGGAAGAGUGUGGAGCUGAUGGAGGCCGUGCUGAGCAGCAAUGUCAAUAUUGACGCCAUUGACUAUAAAGGCAACACGGCGCUGCAUUACGUCUGUCAGAGGAAAAGCCACCGACUAGUUCCUCUGCUGUUGAAGCGGAAUGCCAAAACGGACGUCAGGAAUAAAGAUGGAGAAACUCCACUGGACAUCGCCAUCAGGCUGCAGUUCACUAAGAUUGUUAACAUGCUAAGGAAGGAAAACUGAUGGAGACCAAACAGAUGUCAAACUUCUGCUGAAGAAAAGACACUAAUCUCAGACUUUGAGCUAAAACAGGGUGAUGGUUACUGUGCUACGCGACUCUGGUGCUUGGUGUGCUAAUAAAGGCUAACAUGUGGUGUGUUAAA